CGAUUUAUUUAUUAAUUAUCAUAGCCUACAUACAAAGCAACAUGUCGAUUGUCCACGAAGCUUCCUGUAUUUUUUGCAAGAUUAUCAAGGGUGAAAUCCCAUCUUUCAAACUCCUCGAGACCAAAUUUUCAUACUCAUUCUUGGACAUCCAGCCCACUUCCAAAGGCCACUUGUUGGUGAUUCCAAAGUACCACGGAGCCAUGCUGCACAACAUCCCAGACGAGUUCCUUGCUGACAUACUGCCAGUAACCAAAAAAUUGGUCAAAGCUCUUGGCCUGGAAGUCACCACUCCCGACGAAGAUGGCUACAACAUUCUGCAGAACAAUGGGCGGAUCGCUCACCAGGUGGUCGACCAUGUCCACUUUCACCUGAUCCCAAAGCGGGACCCAGAAACGGGACUCGUGAUCGGCUGGCCAGCAAGAAAUGCAGACAUGGAUGAACUCUCCGAGUUUGCCAAGGAGCUCACAGCAAAGCUGGCCUAAAUCGGUCGCAGCAUUUUCAUACGUAUAGAGUCCGAUCAGCUCUGGUAUUUGUGUAAAUUGAUGGUGGCAAUGCCAGAUAAAUACGGCUCUUUUGGUGUAAGGAUGAUUUUCCACAAAAUCCUGGAUUUCCCAGUCUGAGUGGCAAAAGCCAAAUAUUUCGUAUUUGCCCUUGAUCAUUUAACAUCUUUAGUUUUUCUGAUUGCUCAAUUGAAAGAUAAUCCAAUCAGAUAGAAUGGUGGAUGAGAAGAAGCCCUUGUUAGACGCCUCUGGCAGAGAAGUCGUUCCAGAAGACUCGACUGCUACCGCGAUUUUGAGAAGAAAGAAGAAGGAUAAUGCCUUAGUUGUCGACGAUGCCACCAAUGAUGACAACUCCAUCAUUUCUAUGUCGUCCAACACGAUGGAGCUUUUGCAAUUGUUCCGUGGCGAUGCUGCCCUGGUCAAAGGAAAGAAGAGAAAGGACACUGUCCUGAUCGUUUUGGCCGAUGAUGAUAUCGAGGAUGGUGUUUGUAGAAUCAACAGAGUGGCAAGGAACAACUUGAGAGUUCGUCUUGGGGACAUUGUGACAAUUCAUCCAUGUCCCGAAAUCAAGUUUGCCACCAGAAUCUCGGUGUUGCCGAUUGCAGACACCAUUGAAGGUAUCACCGGAUCUCUGUUCGAUGUCUUCUUGAAGCCAUACUUUGUUGAUGCUUACAGACCUGUUCGUAAAGGUGAUCAUUUCGUUGUCAGAGGAGGCAUGAGGCAAGUUGAGUUCAAGGUUGUGGAAGUCGAGCCGGAAGAACACGCCAUUGUGUCUCAGGACACCAUAAUACAUUCCGAGGGCGAACCUAUCAAUAGAGAGGACGAGGAAAAUAACCUCAAUGAAGUUGGUUACGACGACAUUGGAGGCUGCAGAAAACAGAUGGCCCAGAUUAGAGAGCUCGUUGAGUUGCCACUUAGACAUCCACAGUUGUUCAAGGCCAUUGGUAUCAAGCCUCCCAAAGGUAUCUUGAUGUACGGCCCCCCUGGUACUGGUAAGACCUUGAUGGCCAGAGCCGUUGCCAAUGAAACUGGUGCAUUCUUCUUCCUAAUCAAUGGUCCGGAAAUCAUGUCGAAGAUGGCCGGUGAGUCUGAAAGUAACCUCAGAAAAGCUUUCGAAGAGGCCGAGAAAAACUCGCCAUCUAUCAUUUUCAUCGAUGAGAUUGACUCUAUCGCACCGAAGAGAGACAAGACAAACGGAGAAGUUGAAAGAAGAGUUGUUUCCCAGCUCUUGACCUUGAUGGAUGGUAUGAAGGCUAGAUCAAACGUCGUUGUUAUUGCUGCUACCAAUAGACCUAAUUCGAUCGAUCCCGCUUUGAGAAGAUUUGGAAGAUUUGAUAGAGAGGUCGACAUCGGUAUUCCUGAUGCCGCUGGAAGACUUGAGGUUUUGAGAAUCCACACUAAAAACAUGAAGCUGGCUGACGAUGUUGACCUUGAGGCCCUAGCUGCUGAGACGCACGGUUACGUUGGUGCUGAUAUUGCAUCCCUAUGUUCUGAGGCCGCUAUGCAACAAAUAAGAGAGAAGAUGGACUUGAUCGAUUUGGAAGAAGAAAACAUUGAUGCCGAAGUUCUUGAUUCUCUGGGAGUCACUAUGGACAACUUCAGAUUCGCUCUGGGUAACUCUAACCCAUCAGCAUUGCGUGAGACUGUCGUCGAGAGUGUCAACGUCACUUGGGAUGACAUUGGAGGUUUGGAUGGUAUCAAGCAAGAGCUGAAGGAGACUGUGGAAUAUCCCGUCUUGCAUCCAGACCAAUAUACCAAAUUUGGCCUUUCGCCUUCGAAGGGUGUCUUAUUCUUUGGUCCUCCUGGUACUGGUAAGACCCUUUUGGCAAAGGCCGUUGCCACCGAGGUUUCUGCUAACUUCAUCUCCGUUAAAGGUCCUGAGUUGCUGAGUAUGUGGUAUGGUGAAUCUGAGUCCAACAUUAGAGACAUUUUCGAUAAGGCUAGAGCUGCAGCUCCUACAGUUGUUUUUCUGGAUGAGCUGGAUUCUAUCGCCAAGGCUAGAGGAGGCAGCAUGGGAGACGCAGGUGGAGCGUCGGAUAGGGUUGUUAACCAGCUGCUCACCGAAAUGGAUGGUAUGAAUGCCAAGAAGAACGUCUUCAUUAUUGGUGCUACGAACAGGCCAGAUCAAAUUGAUCCUGCUAUUUUGAGACCAGGUAGAUUGGACCAAUUGAUUUAUGUUCCAUUGCCAGACGAAGCCGGAAGACUGUCGAUUCUGAAGGCUCAAUUGAGGAACACCCCAUUGGAGCCAGAUCUGGACUUGGCUGCUAUUGCUAAAACCACUCACGGCUUCACUGGUGCUGAUCUGCAGUACAUUGUCCAGAGAGCUGCCAAAUUUGCUAUCAAAGACUCCAUCGAAGCUCAAAAGAGAUACGAGCAGGAGAAGGCCGAAAGAAAGGCCGCUGAAGGCUCCGAUGACGUUGAGAUGAAGGUUGAGGAUGGUGAGGAGGAGAGCAUUCCUGAUGCUGUUCCAUACAUCACAAAAGCUCACUUCGAAGAAGCUAUGAAGACAGCUAAACGUUCUGUUUCCCCAACUGAGUUGAGGCGCUACGAGGCUUACGCGCAACAACUUCAAUCUUCUAGAGGUCAGUUCACGAACUUCUCGUUCGGCCAAGGAGGCGACGCUGCUGGAUCUAACGAUAGGGGUGCUGGAGCAGAUGGUGCUGGGGCUGCGUUUGGAUCGGUUGAAGACGAAGAAGACGAUUUAUACAGUUAAGCAUGAGAGGGGUGUAUAGGCUUGACUAACUUGUUAAGAUAUAUUGAUAUUGAGUCCGG
Messenger RNA from Ogataea polymorpha, 3272 nucleotides. RefSeq lists its product as uncharacterized. The transcript is spliced from 2 exons. Gene Ontology annotation, cellular component: cytosol; VCP-NPL4-UFD1 AAA ATPase complex; nucleus. The record is from RefSeq and is a predicted model, not a curated record. Gene Ontology annotation, biological process: retrograde protein transport, ER to cytosol; mitotic spindle disassembly; autophagosome maturation. Gene Ontology annotation, molecular function: ATP hydrolysis activity; polyubiquitin modification-dependent protein binding; ATP binding. Lineage: Eukaryota; Fungi; Ascomycota; Pichiomycetes; Pichiales; Pichiaceae. The coding region runs from base 715 to 3213 and encodes 832 amino acids.